Abrus precatorius (Indian licorice) is the source of this 2142-nucleotide messenger RNA. RefSeq names its product probable protein phosphatase 2C 38. Gene Ontology annotation, biological process: protein dephosphorylation. Lineage: Eukaryota; Viridiplantae; Streptophyta; Magnoliopsida; Fabales; Fabaceae. The transcript has 5 exons. The record is from RefSeq and is a predicted model, not a curated record. Gene Ontology annotation, molecular function: protein serine/threonine phosphatase activity; cation binding. The coding region runs from base 744 to 1907 and encodes 387 amino acids.
CAAGUCCAAGAUAUUUUUUAAAAAUAGAAAGUGUAAGAGAGUGAGAUUAUGGGGAACGCUGGGUUAGUUACAUUGAUGUCUGAAGAGGAGGUUACAAUGUACUAAAUUAAGGAGAAUGAGGAAGACGAGGAAAAGUUGCCUAAAAUGGUGGUUGGUUGGAGGUCAAAGUCUAAACCCCACAAAGGCAAUAAAAUUUAGAAAACCAAAACUGCCAACCAACCCCAAAAGCCAAAAGCCCUUUGGAAAUUCCCUCACCACCAAACCAAACCGAGUCAUUUUUUUGUUUUUCUUGUGUAAUUCCUUUUUAUGGAUACGGAAUAAGGAAAAGGGAAAACACAGACAAACCACACCAAUUCUCUCAAAAGCCCUGCCACCCCUUGCAAUUCUACAAAUCAAGCCUUAAACUUUCUGACACCCUUUUCAUCAGAACUGUGUCCAAACCUUAAUCAUCACUUUGGUGGUAAUGAUACUGGGCUUUUAAUACACCAGGAAUCAUCAAAAUACCGAAUUUCCCAACAUUUCUAUCUAAGGUUUUGGACACUGCAAAUACCGUCUUUGAUGGUUUCCACUUUUACAUAUUAUGGUGUCACUAUUUCUUAAUAGGCAUUUGAUUUGUGGAGUUUGUGGCUUGGGCUCAGUUACGUAGAUGGUGUAGAUAGGAAGCUAGGAUUUUUCAUAUUGGCAUUGGUUUUUAUUUGAUGAAUUAUUUGUUGCUCAGUUGUGUGUGUGAGACUAUGUAAGGGAUGGUAUCUGCUACAUUUAGGCGAAUUGUGUCACCCUGUUGGAGACCAUACAAUCAAGGUGAAUUUUCUAGUAGGCAUGGGGAUGCAAGUGGACGUGUUGAUGGUUUGUUGUGGUAUAAAGAUUCGGGAAAACACGCCAACGGUGAUUUCUCAAUGGCAGUUGUUCAAGCAAACAAUUUGUUGGAGGAUCAAAGCCAACUUGAAUCAGGCCCCUUGAGCUUUCUUACUGGAAGUCCUCAAGGAACUUUUGUUGGAAUAUAUGAUGGGCAUGGAGGUCCAGAAGCUUCCCGGUUUGUCAAUGAACGCCUAUUUAAAAACAUCAAGAAAUUUACUACAGAAAAUAAGGGAUUGUCAGCUGAUGUUAUAAAAAAAGGAUUCUUGGAAACAGAAGAAGAAUUUCUUUCUGUGGUAGAGAAGCAGUGGCUGCACAAGCCACAGAUAGCAUCAGUUGGAUCAUGUUGUUUGAUAGGCAUAAUAUGUGGCGGGGAGCUCUAUAUUGCAAAUGCAGGAGAUUCUCGUGUGGUGUUAGGUAGACUUGAUGAGACUACAAAAGAGAUUAAAGCAAUUCAACUUUCCUCUGAGCACAAUGCUAGCCUUGAAUCUGUUAGAGACGAGUUGCGUGCAUUGCAUCCUCAUGAUCCGCAGAUUGUAGUUAUGAAGCACAAGGUCUGGCGUGUGAAGGGUAUAAUUCAGAUUUCAAGAUCCAUCGGUGAUGCAUAUCUAAAGAAGGCAGAGUUUAAUAGAGCACCCUUAUUACCAAAAUUUCGAAUCUCUGAGCCCUUUGAUAUGCCAAUCCUUAAAGCAGAACCAGAAAUACUAGUACAGAAGCUGCAUCCUCAGGAUCGGUUUCUCAUAUUUGCAUCAGAUGGAUUAUGGGAGCACGUGAGCAAUCAAGAAGCAGUUGCCAUUGUCCAAAACUAUCCACGUAAUGGAGUGGCAAAGAAACUUGUGAAAACUGCACUUUGUGAAGCUGCAAAGAAAAGAGAAAUGAGAUACUCAGAUUUGAAAAAGAUUGACCGAGGGGUAAGAAGACAUUUCCAUGAUGACAUCACAGUUAUUGUUUUGUACCUUGAUUCUCACGCAAUCAUCGGUGCCAAUUCACGUGUGCCCAUGAUUUCAGUCAAAGGAGGUGCUGAUUUUGGAAUUGGUAUUAUGAAUGCCUAAGUGCUAAAGUUUUGUCACAUCUAUAUCACUUUAACCCACCCACCUCUUCCAUUUGUAUUUGCAUACAAAAGCUAAAAUUUCCCCUCCUUGGGAUUACAGAAUCAACAAAGAAUUUCCUCUCUCACUUGUUUCCUUUUCCAAAUUUUCCAUCAUGCAUUUAAUGUAAUGUGUUUGGUUCUUGGUUCUCGUUAUUAAUUUUUAUUAAAAAUUAUAAAAUUCAAUACAUGAAUAAAUG